GGGAGGGGACAGGGUGCGAGCGGUUUCUCUGCUCUUCAUCGGGAAGCCGGCUCCCAAAUUCUGCUGUGGAUGUCUUCCCUUCGUAAUAAUUCGAGAAUCGUGGCUUUUUUUUCGCCCAUUAUCUUCUGCUACUGAAAUAAAUAUUCUUAUCAGAAUAAUUGAGUAAAAUAUUAGAAUUUAUCUGUUCAGAUUUGCAAUCACGAUUCUCUUUGCUAUGAUGGAAACGACAAAUUUCUUGAAAUUUUCAAUCAUCCAUACUAAUUUCCAUGUUAUACACGUCCAUAUCCAAGAUAGUGGCACAUUUACAUGGAGACUUGGAUUCGCAGAGAGCUUUUAGAUUAUAGUCAACGAAAGCCUGAAAAUUUCUUUGAAUCUGAAAGUUUUUUGUUGUGCAAUUUCCACAGUAUACUUUGUAAACAUUAACUUUUAAAAGUAUGCUUUUAUGCAAGGUUAAUUUUCCAUCUGAGACAUAUGCACAGCGGGAUGUAAAUACAGCGCUUCAAACAGUGUAUUUGCCAGGCCUGGUACCCACGUCUUUAAUCCCAAUACUCAGAAGGCUGAGGCAAGUGGAUCGAAGUUGGAUCAGUUGGAGGCUGGCAAGGUGUCCACACUGACUUCCAGGACAGCCAGCACUAUGCAGAAAAGCCGAUUCAUGGAAAAAUAGAAACGAAAAAGAAAUGUAAAUGCAUUAUAGUAUAGGAUAAUAUUGUAAAGCUUCUUUUGAAUAAUUACAAUAACUCAUGUAUAUCAGGAAAAAAAUGUCAUCAAUAGUCUUUUGUUUCCUUAGUCCAAGAAAAUCACUCUGUCCAUGGACACAUGACCAAAAUGUUAUUUAUGGUUCUGUUGUUUUCUGUGUUUGAGACCUGAACUCACAGUGUUGCUCUGUCUGUGCCAAACUCACCACAUAGACCAAGCUGGACAGGUGUGUUCCUUCCCCCUGUUUCUUCCAAGUACUAGGAUUCAAGGUGUGCAGCAACAGGGUGAGUCAAACUGUUGUGUUUUAUUUCGUGGUCUCUUGACAGCCAGUGGUGUGACUGUGGCCUUCUCCCAGGAGGAGUGGGAAUGUCUGGACCUGCCCUGAGGGCUUCGUACUGGGACUGGAUGUUGCAGAAUUGCACCACAAUGGUUUUUGUGGCUACAAAUUGUUUGCUUGCUGUCUCCCUUGAUCCUCUGCAGUAUUUCUUGACAAACUAAUCUGCAAGUGUGUGAGCUUUCAGUUUAUGAGUCUCACAUACCUCAGAAUAUAGUAAAAUCAUCAAAGGAAAAAGAAAAUUUUCGUGAAUUUUUUCUCUCUUUUUCUGUGUCCCUUUGGGAGGUGUAAGGAUUCAUCAUUAUUGGUUCAUGAUCAAUUCAACAGUGUAUGAAACUCUCUUCCCAAUCAUUCAGUACCAUUUCUGCCCCCGAGUUUUGACUGAGCUGUGAUUGGACGUGGGAUUCAAGUUAACAUGACUAAAAAUGAUUUCUAAUUGUUUUCAGUAUUCUGACACUGCAGGACAGUUAGGGAAUCAUUGGUAUAAUACUGUAUUUAGUGUUUUCUUCAUCUAAAGAGAAACCCAGGGGCUUCCUGAACAAUCUCAUUCUCAUGUGCAGGGUUCACUGUUCACCCAGACCUGCCCACCUGUGCAGCAGAACAAAGGGGGCUGGAAGGAGAGAGGAGACAGAUGCUAAGGAUGCAGGUGUGGGGGAGGGGUUGGCGAAGGAGAGGAAGGGGUCAGGUGAUGUAGAAGUGGAACAAGAAAUCAGUUUUGCCAGAUUCUGUUUCACUAGAAAUAACAGUCGAGACUCCCACUAGGAAAACCUCAGGAUUAUCCUAAUGUAGGCAUGAGAAGAAUUUUUCAGAAAAAUUGAUAAUGGAGUCAUAAAAAUUUUAUUUGUCUAUACAUGUGAGUGCUGUUUUCCUUAUUCAUACCAUUAUUUAAUCAUACUAUAAAAUGAUGGAAAUUAAUACCUUUAGGCUUAUUUAUCAGUUUUCAGAAUUUUGGACCUUUAGUAUUCUAGCACAUUCUCCACCUUCAGUGUUUUUGUCUCCAUUCCUGAAAACAAUGGUAACAGAGUUUUGGUAAGAAUCAGAAAGUAUAAUUACAGCCUACUGUAGUAUACACUGCAGCUGUACCAUCUCCUAUUGUCUGUUAGAAAUUAGGAGAAAUAUUUAGAAUGAAGUAAGGACUUACAAUGACUUAGGAAAGCAGUGGUUUUAGGCUCUCCUCCAGGAUCCAUGUGUUUCCUAGCCCCGGGGUAACUGGCUAGUUUUCCAGUACCAGUCAAGUUUUCCCCUCUGGUUGAGAGUGUCUAAAUCCAAUUACAAGUUGUCGGUCACCACCAAAGUAUGUGUGCCCCUCUUGUACCCUUAGGGUCAUCUCUGUUGUGAUUCAUAGGUGUCAUAGCUGGGUAGGACUGUUGGCUGGUUUCCUCCGUUGGAACCUUGCAUGUUGCCCUCUGGUACCAUUAAAAUUAGUCCCCAGGAAGGAGCCUUUACGGCCAGUUCCAUCUGGUGUCUUCUAGGAUUUGUUUGUUAAGUGUGUGGCUUCUUCAACACGAGGGACUGAAGUAAAGCCUCUAGGAGUCAACCUUGGGCAACAAUACCCUGUAAUGUUUGGAAGUCUGUUGGACAACUGUGAUCUGCAACUUCAAAGCAGGCUUCUUGCUCCUGGUGUUGUUGUUUUGUUAGGAAUUCUAUGGCUCUCGUGAGGAACAUCAUCAGUGUAGUUGGGAAGUUUUCAUUUACACUCUAAAUGUAUAUGUAUCACAGGCAUUUUUGAGUUGAUGGAUAAUAGUCAAGGAAUAGAUUGGUUCUUUAUGAAUUUUCUAGAUAUACUUACUGUUAUUUUACCUUCAUUGUGUUUUCCUGUGUCCAUUCUCAGUAAUUAAAUCCUCUCCUCUGGUUUUCCAUUUACCCCUUGAGAUCACUUGUGUCCUGUUACUCCUGUCUCUAUUACUCACCCCACACACCACUCUGGACUCCUUUUAGUUUUCUGGUUACUAGACUCACUCAAGGUUGUGUAAUGACAUCUGAAGAUUUGGAGCUAGGAAGUUCCUAUGAGAAAGUACAUGCAAUGAUGUCUUUGUGGGUCUGGGUUACCUCACUCAGUAUUAUCUUUUCCAAGUCCAUCUGUUUCCCUGCAAAGUUCAUGAUGUCAGUUUUCUUUACAGCUGAGUAGUAUUCCAUAGUAUAUAUGUACCAUACUUUCACGAUCCAUUUGUCAGUUGAAGUACAUUAGGUUGUUUCCAUUUUGCAGCUCUUGUGAGCAGAGCAGCAGUGAACAUGGGGAGCAAGCAUCUGUGAAAUAGGAUGUCAAGUCCCUUGAGCGAAUGUCAUGGAAUGGAACAGCUGGGCCAGAUGCUGAAUUUAUUUAACUUGAGGGGAAGUGAGCCAUAUGUUCAGUGUCCUUGAAAGAGAAUCUCAAAGAAGAGAAACAGGAAGAAAUGGCUAUUUCUCCGGAAAAUAUGUCACAGGGUCUGCUGACAUUCAGGGAUGUAGCUGUGGACUUCUCCCAGGAGGAGUGGGAAUGCCUGGACUCUGCUCAGAGGGCUUUGUGCAUUGAUGUGAUGUUGGAGAAUUACAACAACCUUGUCUUUGUGGAGAACUAUUGCAUAUAUGACCCUGUCCAUCACCAUGUGAAGACUGAAAAGGAGUCUUGUCAGUGUGAUGAGCUUGACAAAGUGCUUCAUGAUCCCUCCACAUGUGUACUUCAUAGAACAAAUGAAACUCUAGAAAACUCUAAUAACUACACAUGCAGUAGUCACAGGGAUGCCUCUGUUGACUCAUCAAACCCAGACAGACGUGAAAGAAUGCACACUGGAGAAGAACCUUGUCAAUCUAAAGACUGUGAGAAAUCUGUAAAUUUGUGUUCCAACAUCACUCAAGAUCAGAGAGUCUACACUGCAGAAAAAGAGCACAGGCAGGAAGAAGGUGAUGACUCUUUGAGCUCUGCAUACAGGCUUUUGCAACAACCAAUCAGCAUUGAAGAAAAUCCACAGCAAUGUGGAACAUGUAAGAAAUUCUUGAGGACUGCCUUCUACCUCACUGAACAUGAGAAAAUUCAUACUGGAAUUAAACCCUGCCAGUGCAACACUAAUGAAACAUCCUUCACCCAGCACUCUAGUUGUAAGAUACACCAUAGCCUUCAUACUGUGGAGAAACCUUACACAUGUAUGGAACGUGACAAGUCCUUUACUUGGAACUCACAAGUUAGAAUACAUCAGAGUGUUUACACUGAGGAGAAACCUUACAAAUCUAGCAAAUGUGACAAGUUCUUUACACAGGACUCCCGUGCUAAAAGACAUCAGAGAGUUCAUACUGGAGAGAGGCCUUACAAAUGUAUGGAAUGUCACAAGUCCUUUACCCAGGACUCACAUCUUAAAAAACAUCGGAGAGUUCAUACUGGAGAGAGACCUUACAGUUGCAAGCAAUGUGACAAGUCCUUUACCUGGAACGCACAACUUAGAAGACAUCAGAGUGAUCACACUGAAGAGAAACCUUAUACAUGUAUUGAAUGUGAUGAGUCCUUUACCAAGGUAUCACAGUUUGUAAGACAUCAGAGAGUUCAUACUGGAGAGAGACGUUACAAUUGUCAGGAAUGUGGCAAAUCUUUUACCUUUUCCUCGGGUCUUAGAAGACAUCGGAGAGUUCACACUGGAGAGAGACCUUACAGUUGCAAGCAAUGUGACAAAUCUUUUACCUGUUGUUCAGGUCUUAAAAGACAUCGGAUAGUUCAUAGUGGAGAGAGACCUUACAGUUGCAAGCAGUGUGACAAAUCCUUUACCCAGGUCUCACUUCUUAGAACACAUCAGAGAGUUCAUACUGGAGAGAGACCUUAUAGUUGUGUGGAAUGUGACAAAUCCUUUACCUAUUGCUCAGAUCUUAGAAGACAUCAGAGAGUUCAUACUGGACAGAGAUCUUACAAAUGUAUGGAAUGUGACAAGUCCUUUAUCUGGGAUUCAGAUCUUAGAACACAUCAGAGAGUUCAUACUGGGGAAAAACCUUACAAAUGUGCGCAAUGUGACAAGUCCUUUGCCUGGAAUGCACAACUUAGAAGACAUCAGAGAUCACAUUGAGAAGAAACCUUAUACAUGUAUUGAAUGUGACAAGUCCUUUACCAAGAUGUCACAUUUUAUAAUACAUCAGCGGGUUCAUUCUGGAGAGAGACCUCAGAGUUGUAAGGAAUAUGACAAAUAUUUUAGUAGAUGCAAACAUCUUAGAACAUAUUAGAAUAUUCAUACUGGAAAGAAACCUUAUAAAUGCCAAGACUUACAUAUCCUUUAUCCAUAUUACAAGUCUUAAUAGAUAGAGAGAAAAACACCAUUGUAAAUACUAUAACAUACCAUUCUCUGGUAUUCUCUGUUUCAAAUAACAGUAUAUAUAAUAGAAACUUCAAGAUAAGAAACUUGUAAAAACCUUUAGUGAGGUUUAAAUUUUAGAAAGUAUCACAAACUUUAUGCCAAAUUAAAGUUCUUCCAAUGCUACUGUGUUAAAAGCUUAUUUCUCUUACUGUAUACGUCUGUUUUCCCUGCUUGUUUUACUAUGCACUCCGUGAAGUCCUGGUGCAGGCAGAAGACAGAAUCCCCAAAGCUGGAGCUCCAGAUAAUAGUGCGCUGCUGUGUGUGUGCUAGGAAUCGAACCCAUGUCCUUUGAAAGAUUAGCCAGCAUCCUUAACUACUAAGUGAUAUCUCCAGCUCCUAGGAAAAACUGUCAUAAGACAUUGAUCUUUUGUUCAGCAUCCAAAGAUUCAUCACAGUGCCAGACAUUUUAGUACAAGCCUUUAAUCCCACAUUUAGGAGACAGGGUUAGGGGGUUUUCUGAGUUUGAUGUACAGAGUGAGUUACAAGACAACAAAGAUUACCUUAACCAUGUCUCCAAACAAAAAAUUACAAUGCAGACAAAAUUUAAUUUUGUCUCUGACUUUGCUGUGCAUCACGAAAUUCAUGCUUCUGGACAACCAUAUGGAAACACAUUCUUAUAAUUCCUGGUUUCUUGUUUAUUGAAUAUUUCCUCCCAGAAAUGCAUUUAAUUUGACAGAUGCUUUACCUAGUCCCAAAAUUGGACACACAAAAAAUUCAAGGGUGACCCUACCCAUAACCUGCCCCUCCCCCUCCACUAUUUCAAUUUUAAAAAGCGACACUCAAGAGAAGAACAUCACAAGAAACAGUGUGUAUGUAGGGGUUUUUAUUAGGGGAAAAGGAGGGGGGUUAGAGGGAAACAGGCUGUGGGAACAGGAGCUGUAGAAGAGAAGGUAGAUGUGGAGAGAGAUGAAGACAGAGACAGGCCAAGGAGAAGCAGAGGGAAAUAUCACAUGUACGCCAGGCCCAUUUAAAAGGGAACUUACAGUGAAUGUGCACAGGUGGUGCUCUUGGUGGCUGCAUCUAUGGGCAUAUCCUGCCAGAACCCCUAAGGCAGGACGGUACAGAUGCACGAAUACAAACACCUGCCCUGGGACUUAUUUCCCGUUUUGGUGGGGUGUUGGGGUAUGUGGGUCAGGAGGGGUGACUAGGGGCAGGUGGCAUCGAGGAGAUGGGCGUUGUUGGGGCAUCUAGCCCUGCUGGACUCCCUGGGUUCCUUCCUGAGGCAGCAAGGCUGCCCUGGCUUUGCAGGAGCCUAGGAAGGGACUUAGUAGCAGAGGGACUCACCCAACUCCACUGCCUCAGCCCUUCCUGCCUUGCCUGGAAUGAGGCCACCCUGCUGGAUUUUUGGAUUUUCUCUUCACAGCUAGUCACUGAUGGAUUAUCUGGAUAGCAGUCUGUUAGUCAUUCCAAUAAACCCCCUAUAUGUACACACACACACACACACACACACACACACACACACACACACACGUACUUACGUUGGGCCCUUCCCCUAUAGGGAUCUUCUGAUCAGUUUGUGACUAAGAGCUUAUUUAGCAAAUACUUCUUGUUUCCCUCCUUCCAAUAAUGCCUGAAUGCACGUUCCUGUUAUCCAUCCAUCAUUAUUGCUGGAGGGCCCUGGGAACGUGAACUUCUGACGUUGGCAGUUUUCCACUGUGCCUGCUCACCCUCUUGUUGCAAUAAAUGGCAUUCUCCUUGCACGAA
Molecule: messenger RNA, 7044 nt
Organism: Mesocricetus auratus (golden hamster)
Lineage: Eukaryota; Metazoa; Chordata; Mammalia; Rodentia; Cricetidae
Product: zinc finger protein 54-like
Exons: 4
Coding region: 3424-5055 (543 amino acids)
Biological process (GO): regulation of transcription by RNA polymerase II
Cellular component (GO): nucleus
Molecular function (GO): DNA-binding transcription activator activity, RNA polymerase II-specific; RNA polymerase II cis-regulatory region sequence-specific DNA binding
Source: RefSeq, a predicted model, not a curated record